UCCAGAUCACUACCUCACUCACCCACCGUCAAAAACUACGGCUCUCCUCCUCCGACGACAACGACGAACAAGACCUCAUCAGAAGGAAGCCAAAUGGAAUUCGACCUUCCGGUCCCCGGCUGACCAUUUCCGAUCCAGAAAUUACGGCCACGGAGACCCUCCACUGUAUCUCCGACCCCCAUUCGCCGACCGCCUCGUCUAACAUCACCUGACGACGACCUCCCCUAUCCUAGCUGCCUUGGGUCUCCGCCCAGCCGCCGAUGGGCCAAAACGCCUCCGCCAGCCGCUUCAAGAUCCAGCCGACGGCCCUGAUUCCGCUCAUCGGCGCCAAGGAAGGCAACGGCCAAAGCGAGGAGGUCGGUCCCGAGCCGUCUGAUUGCACCUCCGAUCUUCCCGACGAAUGUCUGGCCCUCAUUUUCGAGUCCCUCGGCCCCAACGACAGGAGGCAGUGUUCCCUCGUCUGCCGCCGCUGGCUCAGGAUCGAAGGACAGAGCCACCACCGCCUCUCCCUCAAUGCCAAUUCCGGCCUCCUCCCAUCGAUCCCUUCCUUGUUCGAGCGAUUCGAUGCAGUCACGCGGCUCACCCUCACGUGCGACCGGAGAUCGACGAGCAUCGGGGACGACGCGCUCGUGACGAUAUCCGUGAGCUGCUCGAACCUCCGGCGAGUGAAGCUGCUUGCCUGCCGCAACCUCACCCAUCGAGGCAUGGAAGCCUUCGCGAAAAACUGCAGGGGCCUCAAGAAGUUCUCCUGCAGCCAAUGUCCCGGCGUGGUGGGUGAUUCGCUGAGGACGAUAUUCUUGAAGGAGCUUUACAACGGACCAAGCUUCUACCCUUUGAUCAUCGGCUCAAAGAACCUGAGGACUCUGAGGCUCAUGAAGUGCUCGGGCGACUGGGACAGAAUGCUGCAGGCGAUAACAGAGCGGGUGCCCGGCAUGGUUGGGAUCCAUCUGGAGAGGAUUCAGGUGAGCGAUCUCGGCCUAAAUGCCAUUUCCAGUUGUCCGAGUUUAGAGAUAUUCCUCAUGAAGACGCCUUACUGCACAAAUCUCGGGCUUGCUUCAGUUGCCGAACAUUGCAGGCUACUGAGGAAACUGAGUAUUGAUGGAUGCAGGGCAAACAGCAUUGGUGAUCAGGGCUUACUCUCUGUAGCUACUUACUGCCAUAAUUUGCAAGAACUUGUUCUUGUCGGCGUGAAUGCUACAAGCUUGAGUUUAGGUUCAAUAGCUUCGAAUUGCCCGAAUUUAGAGCGAUUAGCGCUCUGUGGUAUCAAGACAGUGGGCGAUGCUGAGAUUGCGUGCAUUGCUGCAAAAUGUACUGCCUUAAAGAAGCUCUGCAUUAGGAGCUGCCCAAUCACGGAUCAGGGAGUAGAAGCGGUAGCUAGUGGGUGCCCUUGUUUGGUGAAAGUGAAGAUAAAGAGGUGUAAAUCAGUGACUCGCAGGGCAGUAGGUUGGUUGAGAGCCCGGCGAGAAUCACUCACUUUGGAUCUGGAUACAGUCGGCGAUCAAGAACUGGGGUAUCUGACUGGUGGUGGUGACUGGUGACGAUUUAAUGCGAGAAGAUGUAAUUGGGCAACUGCAUUUGCAGCGGUAAUGCAUUUGAGUCAAGUUUAGAGAUGCUGACUUCUGGUAUGGAUGAGAUUCGAUGUAUGAUACUCAAUUUGAAGGUCCAUUUAUGGGGAUCAUGAUUCUUCAGGUUUCUGCAUUACAAUCAUAUACUGUCGAAAGAUGCAGCUGCAAAUUGGUGUUCUCAUUUCGAUCUUGAUCUCAUUCAGACACAAACAUUUUGGUGUGUCCAUUCGAUAUCAUGCUCUAAUCAUUCUCCCUGAGAUAAUUCAAUCGGCUUCAUUCCAGAGCUUACACUACUUUUGAUGCCAAGAAUCGGUUCUAAUAGUCGUGAUACUUUAUUGAUUUCCACAAUUUAGUUGCCAUUGAUGUUUGAGAUCCGUGGGAUGCCCUGAAACCCGAUUAAGGAGUCACACCGUAUAGUUUAGGCAUGAAGAUGUAAGAAACAUUUCUUGGCCAAUCACCUGUGGAUAUAUUAUCAAACUUACUGCCUCA
Punica granatum (pomegranate) is the source of this 2054-nucleotide messenger RNA. Lineage: Eukaryota; Viridiplantae; Streptophyta; Magnoliopsida; Myrtales; Lythraceae. The record is from RefSeq and is a predicted model, not a curated record.